Molecule: messenger RNA, 1465 nt
Organism: Wyeomyia smithii (pitcher-plant mosquito)
Lineage: Eukaryota; Metazoa; Arthropoda; Insecta; Diptera; Culicidae
Exons: 2
Coding region: 391-1272 (293 amino acids)
Source: RefSeq, a predicted model, not a curated record
GGCGCUGUAACUGUUCUUGGCAAGCUAUUGUUGUUUGUUCAGUUUGGGUGUUGGAUUAGAAUUUUUUUUGAGUGAUAAACCAAGAAUUGUUUUACCAGCUUACCAAUCAAAUGCAUUAGCUGAUAAUAUAAGCCAAUAUAUUCCUGAAGUUUCAUUUUUAAUCAAUGUGUAUCGAUUGACAAACACAGGUGCAGACACCCUAUUCAAUUCGUCUCCAUUUUGUUUGCAAGCAAGCUGUGUUGUGUCCUGUGUAUGAAACAAACUCGCUGCGAAGAGCUCAAAAUAUUUCAAACAAUUUUUAGUAGUGUGCAAGUAAGGUGUUGAUAAAAACUGUUUUAAUUGGCGCAAUUGAGUAUAGAACAUUGCAUUCAGCAUUCUGAUAACAGAAACAUGGCAAGUGCAGAGUGGAAGCGACCAGCUUUGGAGGUUCUUUUGAAACUCUACCGAGAGCAUCCGAUCCUGUAUGAUAUGCGUCACUCGAAAUACUACAAUAAGACGGAACGCCAGAAAGCCCUAAACACUAUUAUAGACAUGCUAGAGGACCAUCGUCCCGGAACGACUACCAACGAUAUUUUGCGGAAAAUACAAAGUAUGAGAACCCAAUUUGGCCAAGAGCUGAGUAAACUGAAGCGGAAGCAGAGUAAUGGCCAAAGAUAUGUUCCGACCGUCUGGUGGUACAAUUAUCUGUCCUUCUUGAAGAUUCACAUUAAGCCCCGCUCAGCAGUUGAAGAAGAUGAAAUCAAACUUUCGAUUAGCCAUCAGCCAUCAGAGGGGGAAUUUGAGAGUUACACUGAGGAAUCGCUCGAUUUCGAUGGAGAAUCCGAAAUUAUCUACGAAAUCCAAAGUGCUCCUAAAGGUACAGUUAUUAAGACGGAUUCAAGCGACUCUAAGCUGCAGAAUGGUAGCGACAAAGAAGAGGUAAUCUACGAAAUCACACAAGCCAACACGGUGGUCCCGAAACGUAAGCUCGAUUUGAGUACCUCGGAGGAGCUGAGGAGCCCAAAGCAACCUCACAUCGAGUCGGGAAUUGAUGAGUCAUCAGUUCAGUCCAAUAGUGGAGCCGACUGUAGUGCUGGUCGCAAAAGUGAGGUCUGUGAGGUUGCGGUCGACGGUGAUAGGUGCCACAGUUUGGGCAGAUUCGUCACCUCACAGAUGGCAUCUAUUAGGGAUGACUACCUGUUCUACGCAACGCAGAUGGAUGUACUCAAUAUCAUAAACAAGGCUCAACUGAAACAGCUGCUUAUCGAUAAAGACGACAAGACGUCUAACUAAAUACUGUGCAUUGGUGUUUUUGUAUGGUCAUCAUGCCAUAUAGUAUAAAGUUUAGAACAUUAUAACAAUAUUAUCGCAAUUCUGCGGACAGCUAACACAUGCUAUGCUAUCCAGGUAAUGUUCAAUGUGGUACAUUUAGGUAAUUUUAAAGUGUACAUACAUAUUUUUUAAUAAAAUCUAAGGUUAAUCUUAA